AUGGAACGCAGAGAUUCCACAAUGUUCCCUAACAAUAAUCAUCUCAAACCCAUCAUUCUUGAUCCUUCUGUUCAAAAUCGCGGUGCUCAAAACGGCACCGUGGUGGAAACCCCUUAUCCCUUUCGCCCAUGGAAUCUGCACCAAGUUCAGAGUUCUGAGUCUUAUUGGUUGAAUCAGAUUCAGAACACUGUUAACCCUACUGUUGGUGUAGAAGCCAUUGAGUCUGCUAUGAAAGGACUUAACUUGUCCACGAAUCACUAUUCCCGUGAUUUGGGGACCAAUGUUUUUGUUCAAGAAGAUUGCUAUUUGAGUAGUUUAAGGAUGCGUGCUGCUGCUGCUGCUGCUGCUGCCCCAGAUUGGAGGAUGGGAAAUUCAUUUGAAUAUCCUAAUUGGAAUAGAGUUAGGUUAUUAGAAUGUUACAGGUUAAUGAUGCAACGCUCACAAUCACAAGUGGGUCGUUGUAAUUUUAAUUCACUUGAAGGUGUGAGGAGAAGGGUGGUUUCAAUGGCAGAGGAUCAAUAUGGUUGUCGUUUACUGCAGAGGAAGAUUGAUGUGGGGACCCCUGAGGAAAUUGGAAUGAUCCUCUCUGAAGUGAAGGAUCAUUUGCAUGAGCUAAUGAGACACCCUUUUGGCAAUCACGUAGUUCAGAGGAUUUUUGAGGCAAGGACUGUCACUGUGGAUCAGAAAGAUGCAAUUUUUUCAUUGAUUAUCCAAGAUAUGCAGAAACUGAAAUAUGUCUGCGUAGACAAAUACGGGAGUCGGGCAAUGCAGAGAAUGCUGGAGCUGAAUGUUGAAACCCAAGAUAAAUUAUAUGCAGUUUUAUGUGCAUUUCAUCCCAUCAUUGUCAUAUUGGUGAAAAAUGAUAAUGGUGCUAAUGUCAUUGAGCACUGUGUGAAGCUUUUCCCACCAGCAUAUCAAAAAGUUAUUUUGGAUGAAGUUGCAAUGAAUUGCAUUGAUAUUGCAACAGAUAAAAGCGGUUCUACUGCUAUUCAAAAUUGUCUGGGCCAUGUUGAUCGGGUACAAGCUAUAUUUCUGCUGGUUAAAGAAAUUAUAGUCAAUGCUGCAGUCUUAGCAGAAGAUAAAUAUGGGAACUAUGCGGUGAAGGUUUUAGUUGGAAUGAAGAUGCCUACGGUAAAUGCAUCAAUAAUAUCAGGACUUCGCGGAAAAUAUGUUCAAUUAUCUAUGAAUAAGUUUGGUAGCCAUGUGGUGGAAGAUCUCUUGCAAUUUUCUGGAGAGGAUGCUGCUAUUAUAAUUCGGGAGAUUAUAGAUAGCCGUGAAUUCUUGAAUGUUCUUCAGCAUCCUUACGGAAAUUUUGUUGCUCAGAAAGCACUGAAUUUCUCCACGGGUCUUCUGCAUAAAAGCCUUCGGAAUACCAUUUUAUCCAAUUAUGGAAAUUUACAUAGUCAUAUUUAUGGGAAAAAAGUGCUAGCAGUUGCCAAAGGAAGCAAGAUAGGUAAUUGUCCCAUUACUGACUAUUUUGUGGAGAUGUAA
Gastrolobium bilobum is the source of this 1491-nucleotide messenger RNA. Its product is annotated as pumilio homolog 12-like. The coding region runs from base 1 to 1491 and encodes 496 amino acids. Gene Ontology annotation, cellular component: cytoplasm. Lineage: Eukaryota; Viridiplantae; Streptophyta; Magnoliopsida; Fabales; Fabaceae. The transcript has 6 exons. The record is from RefSeq and is a predicted model, not a curated record. Gene Ontology annotation, biological process: post-transcriptional regulation of gene expression. Gene Ontology annotation, molecular function: mRNA binding.